Molecule: messenger RNA, 360 nt
Organism: Bombus pascuorum
Lineage: Eukaryota; Metazoa; Arthropoda; Insecta; Hymenoptera; Apidae
Exons: 1
Coding region: 1-360 (119 amino acids)
Source: RefSeq, a predicted model, not a curated record
AUGGAUUCUCGCUUCGGCGAGUAUUUACGUCGGAUCGAGAAGGAGGCGACCAUAAGGUGUCACCACUGUGAUGAGAGAGUGGACUCGGCGCAGUACACGCUGGAGCAUUGCCCGAGCCGGGAGAAUCUCCCAACACCGGCGGUGCUUAGAGAUCUGCUGACAAGCGAGGGUGGUAGAAGGGCGGUCGCCUUCUUUUGCGAGCAGAUCAUGCUCCAGAAGGAGGCCGCGAAAAGGGAAAGGCAGCAAAGUUACCAUCCAGAGAGGAUCAAUAACCGAAGAAGGGUCAUCGUGGAGGUUUCAGCCGGUAUGAAUCCAGCAUUAUCCCGUGCCCUCUACCCGGAGAGUGCAGGAUACCUAUGA